CUUUUCCUGGACGACACCAAAGUCAAAAACUUCAUCACCUGCUUCAAAGACGUCGGCUUCCUCACCUUCUUCUUCAAGCGGCUGGAGCCGAACCGGAGCGGGCGUUACGAAGCCGAAUUCCCUUUCCUCUCGCUUUGCGGCACGGAGCGGAAUUUCCUCCGUUGCGACGAUCGUCCCGUCGUCUUCACCCAACUCCUGCCGGGCUCCGGUGAGAACCGGUUCCUCUCCUACUGCGGCGGCGGCGAGCGUUUGGCCGUGCCGUUCCAACCCGAAAGUUUGGUGGUGUUGCCGGAAAACGGGCGGCUCUAU
Molecule: messenger RNA, 309 nt
Organism: Cariama cristata (Red-legged seriema)
Lineage: Eukaryota; Metazoa; Chordata; Aves; Cariamiformes; Cariamidae
Product: chromosome unknown open reading frame, human C8orf82
Exons: 2
Source: RefSeq, a predicted model, not a curated record